AUAUUAAGUGCUAAUUCAAACUAUACGUGUGUUGUGCUGAAGCUGUUCAUUUGUUUGUGCGUUUUGAGGCUAUUUACGUUACAGUCACAUAAAUUUUACACUAUACAGCUGCGUAAUAUAUUUCAAGCCAUGAGGGACGAGCGAGCAAGCCCUUCGCGCGUUCGCAUCGCUGUCAUAGGAAGCUCGAGAGUUGGCAAAUCAGCUCUCAUCGUUAGGUAUCUUACUCGAAGAUAUAUUGGGGAAUAUCACUCAAACACAGAUCUACUCUAUAGACAAACUGUACCCAUAAAUGGCACACCGAUUGAGUUAGAAGUUAUCGAUGUUUCCGGAUCCAACCCUGACAAGAUUCCCACUGAACAGAUUCAAUGGGCCGAUGCAUGUCUGCUGGUAUAUUCAGUCACAGAUAGAAGUAGCUUUGAAUAUGCUACUGAAGUACUAAAUUUGUUGAAGAAACCUACACACCACGGCAGCCCUGCACAUGGGCCUGGCACCACAGCAUCUGGCAUGCCUCUUGCUCUUCUAGGAAACAAAACGGAUUUGGAUCAUCUAAGACAGGUGCCAACAAAAGAAGGGCAAGCUGUGAGCGCUGCAGCUGGAGCAUCCUUCAGCGAAGCGAGUGUGGCUGACAACUCCGGCGACCUCUACCGAUGUAUGGAUAGACUAUUGUCUGAAGUCCGCACUCCACAACGCACUCGAAAAUUCUCCGUCACAAAGAUGCUUGGCUCAUUAAUAGGCGGCGCAACGAAUAACAAUCAAGCUACACGUGGGUCGGUGGUUGCGUGCCCCCGCGUGCCCACGCCGUCGCGGCCGCCGCUCGCCGCCGCCGCGCCCUGACCUACACCGCAGCCAGCGCGAUUGAGCUGAGUACCCUCCGGCAGCUUGCCUGCCACAAGCCAGCCCAAUGAUCCACUGAAAUAAACACCUGACAGCUACAUCUGGUACCUGAGUUUGCAUUCACGACGGUUAUCAUCAAGGACGAACAUGAAUUGAUAUUUCUUAGAAAUGUGUUAAGAUAAUUGAGUAAACAAACAUUUUCUUUUUAAGACAUUUUGCAAAUAAUUAAAAGAAAUUUGCAAAACCCGUGAUUCAAGUACCAGAUUGUCUAUAGAAUAAAUAUAAAAUUCCCAGACUUUACAGGCGUAAAAGCCUUGCCGCCUAGCUAUAAUUUAGAUGAUAAGCGACUUAUAGUGAGUAUCAAGUGUUGGUGCAUUUUUUAAGCUUUAAUGCUGCUUGAAAUACUGCACAUUGUGCUUUUAAUUGUUGUAAAUAUCGUUUGAAUGUAUAGAGUUUGACAAUAAUUUUAAUAGUUUGAGUCAUCACGAAUAAAGUUACCUGAAUCAAAUUAUGUAUCUAUAUGUGCCAAAGAUUAUAAAAUAUCACCAGUGAUUAAUUUCUCACAUUACGCGUAAUACUACUUUAUCUCUAAAAUUUAUAUCUUGAUGUUGAUAAUGCUUAGUCCUACUUUUUAAUCUUCAUAUAAUUAUAAUAGUUCAAUUGAUAGCCGCUUGGUGUUUACAACGCAUUAAGGAUACACCCAUACUUAGAAUGUAUAACAAAUUAAUGACCAAUCUUUGUAUGUAUUUGUAUUUUAUGUGUUACAGAUACAGAUAUAAGAAUAAUAUUAUAAACAAUUACAGAUACAGAUAUAAAUUGCAUAGUUAGUUAAAUUUAGAUAGUAUAUUUGUAAUUGAAGAUGAUCUAACAAUGGCCUACACAAUAUAUAAAUAUAAACAUCGCAUUCUAAUAUCAGUUGUUCUGCUGCGAUAAAAGUUAAUAGGUUCAUAUUUUUUAAAUCUUUAAGUCAUAUUUAGAUUAUAUUAGGUACUCUUUAACAAAUUGAACUUAACGUUAUUAAAAUAAUAUCAUAAAACUAUUUAACAAUUAUAAAUGUUGAUUUUUCUGAUACUUUAUUUUACUUUCUCUGAUCAAUCAAUCGUUUAGUUGGAAAUUUAAUAAAUAUUUAUAAAAAUACGUUGUAUCCGAUUAAAAACUUAUUGGCUAGGUCAUUGUACACAUAAAUAUAUCAAA
Molecule: messenger RNA, 2028 nt
Organism: Zerene cesonia (dogface butterfly)
Lineage: Eukaryota; Metazoa; Arthropoda; Insecta; Lepidoptera; Pieridae
Product: ras-related and estrogen-regulated growth inhibitor-like protein
Exons: 7
Coding region: 130-834 (234 amino acids)
Molecular function (GO): GTP binding; GTPase activity
Source: RefSeq, a predicted model, not a curated record